AUGGCGGUCGGGACGACACAGCAGCAGCCUUUGACAGGCACGGCACAGGCAAGGUCUGCAGAUACCCAGCCACGGAACCGCCGUACAGUUGUCACCACCAUCAACUACUACGACGACCCCGGUGAUGGGUCUCCCCCGACCCCAAUCGUCGUAGGGGGUCAGAAAGUCACAAAUGAGAGAAAGAUGACGCCUCGAACCAUGACAGUGACCGACGUCUCGGGCGACGAGGACAGCUUCACCCUCGACACCCACGGCUUCCAGUACAUCCGUCACACGAGUGUCGAGAAGGACUUUGCCGACGAGGAAACGGUCAGGUCGGUUUACUACCCCGAGAUGGAAAGAGUGUACAAGGAAAUCACGGGAGCCAGCAGGGUCGUCAUCUUCAACCACCAGAUCCGCCGGGGCCCGGCCAACUGGCACAGCUUGGGCGAGCGGAACACGGAGCACCGCGGGCCGCUGCAUAAGGCGCACGUGGACCAGUCGUACGAAGGCGCCGUCAUGAUGGCGAGGCACCAUCUCGGCGACGAGGCCGACGAGCUGCUGAAGCGCCGUUUCCAGAUCAUCAACAUUUGGCGGCCCAUCAAGACGGUUCACAAAGACCCGCUGGCCGUCGCCGACGGGAACACGGUGGCCGAAGAGGACCUCGUGCCGGGGGCCAUCAUCUACCCGAGACACCGGGCCGAGACGUGGACCAUCAAGCCCAACCCGGCGCACCGGUGGUACUUUAAGGACAAGCAAUGCCCGGACGAGCCGCUGCUGAUCAAGUGCUUUGACUCGGACACGUCGGUGGUUCGGCGGGCGGCCCACUGUGCGUUCCGCGACCCGGAGAUGGACGAUAUGGAGUCCCGGCAAAGCAUCGACAUCCGGGCGCUGGUAUUCCACUGA
Colletotrichum graminicola M1.001 is the source of this 885-nucleotide messenger RNA. RefSeq lists its product as uncharacterized. The transcript has 3 exons. The record is from RefSeq and is a predicted model, not a curated record. Gene Ontology annotation, molecular function: oxidoreductase activity. The coding region runs from base 1 to 885 and encodes 294 amino acids. NCBI's taxonomy places the organism in Eukaryota, Fungi, Ascomycota, Sordariomycetes, Glomerellales, Glomerellaceae.